Molecule: messenger RNA, 2048 nt
Organism: Eurytemora carolleeae
Lineage: Eukaryota; Metazoa; Arthropoda; Copepoda; Calanoida; Temoridae
Product: potassium voltage-gated channel protein Shab
Exons: 18
Coding region: 275-1963 (562 amino acids)
Biological process (GO): potassium ion transmembrane transport; protein homooligomerization
Cellular component (GO): voltage-gated potassium channel complex; membrane
Molecular function (GO): protein binding; delayed rectifier potassium channel activity
Source: RefSeq, a predicted model, not a curated record
UCUGAGGUUGUAGCAAAAACUCAUUUCGUCUAACGUACCAGGCCCCCACUAUUAAUUUGGUCAGUGUAGUGCAAUUCCUUAGUUUAGGGUGAAAAAUAUAAAAAGUUUUAAAUGAUAUAUUUACAAGGUCGUAUAUACAUAAACUAUAUUUACGGGAACUCGAGGACUUGGGUUGGGUUGGUUUAAUUCCAAUAUCCGGUAGUAGUCCAUUCCUAACUCCGGUAUUAAACCCAACCUCGUAUGCUCCAGAAAAAUUGUCUGAGAAAAUGGCGCAAUGAAAGUAGACAAGGAUAAGUUUAAUGCUCUAUCAGAUAAGGAUCAGAACCUUCAACUCUUCAAGAUUUUGACAGCUAUAGCUACAGAGAUAGAUUUGUUGAAACAAAAUGUGGAAAAAAGAUUUACAGUUCUUGAAACUAUUAUAAAUCAACAAUCCAGAGUUGAUAGUGCUGCAGUGAGAAGAUGGCAGGAGGCGAAACCAAUGACAAAAGGAUAUCCACAAAACGGAGGAUAUAGAAAUGACCAGCAACCUUCAGAGACUGACGCGUCACGGCCAUCCUCCUGGCCGACCCAGAAGAAGCUAGAGCAGUUCGACACCGAGCAGAUACCAGAGGCUCCAGUUAUAAUCAAUGUUGGAGGAAUAAGGUUCUACGUAACCUGGAGUUUACUCCAAAGAUUGCCUCAAACUAGACUGGGAAAGCUGAAGGAAAUGAGAUACUCUGAUCAAAUCUUGAAUCUAUGCGAUAAAUAUAAUCUUGAGGAGAAUGAAUUUUAUUUUGACCGACACCCACGGAGUUUCGGUGCAAUAGUGAACUUCUAUCGAACUGGUAAACUACAUCUAGGAGAGGAGGGAUGUGUUAUAGCAUUUAAACAAGAUUUAGAUUACUGGGGGAUAGACGAACUUUAUCUAGAACCCUGCUGUCAGCAAAGAUAUUAUCAAACCAGAGAACUUAUGUCACUGGACCGGGCGGAGAAGGUAGAGGAACCUGAAUAUUUCCGACCAGGAGCCAUCGGACGAAUACAAAAGUGUCUCUGGGAUCUAUUUGAGAAACCUCAUACCUCACUCGGAGCUAAGGUUGUAGCGAUUAUAUCCAUUCUUUUCAUCAUCAUUUCAACAAUAGUGUUAACUCUCAAUACCUUACCAUACUUUCAGGCAGGAGCAGGAGAGGGUGGGGAUGAGACUGAGGAGAUAGAUUAUCCUCUUUUUUCUCUAGCCGAGGCGAUCUAUAUGUCCUGGUUCACUUUUGAACUUCUCAUCAGACUCAUAUCGUGUCCUGAUAAAUGCAAGUUUGUUAAAACUCCAAUGAAUGUAAUCGAUCUACUUGCAGUUCUACCAUAUUAUGUGAGCCUAAUCCUACUGAACACGAACUCGAACAGCGGAGAGUUAACAGAGGUUCGAAGGAUCGCUCAGUUCUUCAGAAUUAUGAGAAUAGUGAGAAUAUUUAAGCUUGCUCGGCACUCUACUGGACUGCAGAGCCUGGGGUACACCUUGAAGAACAGUUACAAGGAGCUCGGUCUUCUCAUGCUCUUCAUCACUAUGGGGAUUUUGAUUUUUGCCUCCUUGACUUUUGUAUUUGAGAAAGAGAACGUGGAGGAUACAAAGUUUGAAACUAUGCUAGAUGCUUACUGGUGGGCACUCAUUACUAUGACAACGGUUGGAUAUGGAGAUAUAGCUCCGACAACGGCUCUGGGUCGAGUUUGCGGCUCAAUGUGCGCUAUUUGCGGCGUUCUAGUUGUUGCCCUCCCUAUUCCUAUCAUUGGAAAUAAUUUUGCGAACUUCUACAAGAGUGAGCGGCGUAAGGAGCAGAUUGAUGAGAAAAGAAAAGCUCUUGAGAAGAAGAAAAGAGAAGGACAGAUAACUCCCUUCGGAGAAAAUCUCGGUCUUAAUGUCACAGAGCUGGAACAAGGUUAUAUGGGAGAAGAUAGAAGAGGAAGUUAUCUAAUAAACAGACAGAACGGAAAAUGAGAAAAACUAGGAAAAGGGGAGGGGUGUCACUAUACUCCCUCCCCCUCUGAUACCUCCCCUCUCCUAUUACAGCUCAACGAAUUAA